AUGGUCCUCAGAAAUUCAUAUAAACACCCUAAUGAUAGGCGAUUUACAAGAGAUGAAAAGCUGUUGUAUCUUUCAAUUUAUAAAAGAUCGGCUGCAACAUAUGGAUAUUUAGGAACUUUUUUGCCACUUCCAAGUGUAACGUCAGUGAACAAGCUACUCACCCAGAUUCGUCUUAAUACCGGUUUAAUUCAGACCAUGAAAGACCUACUGAAGGAUGCUGCUAGAAGAAUGAUUGAUGAGCUUGAUAAAGUCCGCAUUCUCAUGUACGACGAAGUUUCUCUGAAAUUGCACUCUCAGUAUUCUGCACGAAAAGCCAAAAUUAUUGGUUUUCAGGAUUGGGGAAUAAAUCGAUACAAUAAGUAUGCAGAUCACGCUUUUGUAUUUAUGUUAAGAAGAAUUGAAAAUGGCUGGAAAAUUCCUCUUACAUACAACUUUUGUGGUGGACAAACAACACACGGACAGUUAGCGUAUUAUUUCAUUCACAGUAAAUUUGUUUAUUAA
Belonocnema kinseyi is the source of this 501-nucleotide messenger RNA. RefSeq lists its product as uncharacterized. Bases 1 to 501 code for a protein of 166 amino acids. Lineage: Eukaryota; Metazoa; Arthropoda; Insecta; Hymenoptera; Cynipidae. The record is from RefSeq and is a predicted model, not a curated record. The transcript has a single exon.